Molecule: messenger RNA, 954 nt
Organism: Phaeoacremonium minimum UCRPA7
Lineage: Eukaryota; Fungi; Ascomycota; Sordariomycetes; Togniniales; Togniniaceae
Product: putative autophagy protein
Exons: 2
Coding region: 1-954 (317 amino acids)
Source: RefSeq, a predicted model, not a curated record
AUGGGCUGGCUAGGUGGCAUUUUUGGCUGGGGCAGCAACGACGAUGACCCUCUGCGCAAGCUUGACCCCAAGCUCCGCGAGUUUCUCGAGAAGGAAUCGCCCGUGAAAUAUCGGACCAGCAGCCAGGAUGACUCGGUAGCAAAACCAAUCUCGAACGCGACGGCAGCAGCGCCGGUAGCACCAUCAGCGGCAGAGAGCGAGACACGGAGCACCGAAUCAACACCCGCGCUGCCGACAGAGAGCCUCUACCAAGACGGGCGUUAUGCGCAUCUCUGGAAGACCUACAAGCCACUCGCGGCCGUCGAGGCCGAAACUAAGAGCGAUCAUGAGAAACUCAUGGACGUGCUGGAUGCGUACAAGGACCGCAAGUCGCAGAUUGGGCGGGCAGCGCUGGAGAACUGCGCGCUGGAGCAACUUGACUGGAGCAAUUGCAUGAAGAGCGGCACGUGGACAUCGCGAAUGACGAUGUGCAGCGCCGAGGUGAAAAAGUUCGAGCGGUGUUAUAUGAUGCAGUCGCGUCUACUGAAAGCCCUGGGCUACCUGUCUGCAUAUGACAGACCGGCGCAUGUGGAUGAAGAUAUUCAAAUGCAUGCUGACAAAUUAUAUCACCGCAUGCUGGAACAAGAGGCAGCUAUUGAGGCCGCAAAGAAAGAAGGCAAGCCAAUACCGAAGCUUGAGCCAGUGUUCACUGCGCCAACUGCUGCCGAGGACGCCAAGAUACCAGCUCUUUCAGAGGAGGCCCGGAGGAAAUGGAAAGAGCAGCUGGAGAAAUUGCCAGAAGAAGAUCGAGCAGCAGAGGAAGAGGCUUUGAAGGCCGAGCUCAGGGCGAAGGCACAGAUGGUUUCGAAGAUCCAAGGUCUCUGGCAGGAACAGGCGGAAGAGCGAAAAGCGCGAAAGGAGCAGGGCAAAGAAACGGUCACAGACAAGAUCUCCUCGUUACUCUCUGGAAAAUAG